UCUGCAUCUGCACCCGCACACUCCCCAGAACCCCUCUCAGCGUACACAUGCCCAAUAUGCUUUUCUCCACCUACUAACGCAACCCUCACACCCUGUGGCCACAUCUGCUGCGGGCCCUGUCUAUUCACGGCCAUCAAGGCGACUGUACAACGCAACAUGCUCAUAGCGAUGGACGGAGCACCAGUGCCCAGGUGCCCUGUCUGUCGUGCCGAGAUUCCUGGGUGGGACGGGCGAGGUGGUGGUGUCAUCGGAUUGAAACUUCACGUCGUGUACUCGCUCUGA
Messenger RNA from Pisolithus orientalis, 282 nucleotides. RefSeq lists its product as uncharacterized. Gene Ontology annotation, molecular function: metal ion binding. The annotation marks the transcript as partial. The transcript is spliced from 2 exons. Lineage: Eukaryota; Fungi; Basidiomycota; Agaricomycetes; Boletales; Pisolithaceae. The record is from RefSeq and is a predicted model, not a curated record.